Arachis stenosperma is the source of this 3247-nucleotide messenger RNA. Its product is annotated as receptor-like protein 9DC3. Bases 15 to 3059 code for a protein of 1014 amino acids. Lineage: Eukaryota; Viridiplantae; Streptophyta; Magnoliopsida; Fabales; Fabaceae. The record is from RefSeq and is a predicted model, not a curated record. The transcript has a single exon. Gene Ontology annotation, molecular function: protein binding.
AAGAAUAAUCAAUAAUGAUGUUGGCGGUUGUUAGAGUGGUGGUGUGUGUGCACAUAUUUAUGCUGUUUCACUUUGCAUUUUUGUCUUCUCAUUCAUGCCAUCCAGAAGAGAGUUCUGCCUUGUUUCACUUCAAGACUCAACUCAUUACUAACACUACCUUUUUUGAUAGAUGGUAUGAGCAUAAAUGUCCCAAUGCUUAUCCAAAGAUGAGUACGUGGGACAAUGGGACAGAUUGUUGUUCAUGGAUGGGUGUCACGUGUGAUUCUCUGUCUGGUCACGUGAUUGGCCUCGAUCUAAGUUGCAGUGCACUUAUAGGUAUAAUCCAUCCUAACAGUACACUUUUCCAUCUUACUCAUCUCCAAACACUCAACUUUGCUUACAAUCAUAUCUAUAAUUCUCAGUUGUCAUCUCAGUUUGGUGGGUUUGUGAGUCUCAAACACUUGAAUUUAUCUGAUUGUUAUUUUAAAGGUGAUAUUCCUUCCCAAAUCUCACACCUUUCCAAAUUACAGUCACUUGAUCUCUCUUGGAAUUUUGGUUUGAAGUGGAAAGAAACCGCUUGGAAGAGAAUGCUGCAAAAUGCAACUGCUUUGAGUGAGAUUGUAUUGGAUGAAACAGACAUGUCUUCCAUUACCAUAACACCAAGUCAUUGGUCCAAUUGGUCUUUCUCUUUCUCUUUGGUUACUCUUAGUCUUGUUUAUACAAGAAUAAGCGGAAACUUGACAAGUCACAUUUUUUGUUUACCCAAUCUUUAUGAGCUCAAUCUAUCUGAAAAUAGCAACAUUCAAGUUCAUGUUCCAAAGUUGAAUUGCAGUACUUCUCUUAAUUUUUUAGAUCUUUCAGGGUGUCAAUUCUCAGGAUCACAAAUCCCUUCUUCCUUCUCUAACCUCACACAUCUAACUUCUUUGUACUUGACUGGAAGUGAAUCCAAUGGUUCAAUCCCAUCCUGGCUCUCAAAUCUUCAACAUCUCACUCACUUGGACCUUUCAUUCAAUAGAUUUAGUGGUUCAAUCCCGUCAUUUUUCUCAAACAUUUCACAUCUCACUCACUUGGACCUUUCAUACAAUGGAUUUAAUGGUCAGUUUCCAAAAGAACUUGGUCAAUUGACCAAAUUACAAACACUCAUUCUUGCAGGUAACAAUUUAGGAGGAAAGUUAUUGCUAUCUUCAUUAGCUAACUUAACUCAAAUUUCUCAAUUGGAUUGUUCUCAUAAUAAGUUUCAGGGGCCUCUACCUAAAAAAACAACAGGUUUUUCAAGUUUGACUGAAUUGAUUUUAAAUGAUAACUUAUUAAAUGAGACAAUUCCAUCUUGGUGUUUCUCCUUACCAUUUUUGACAUCCUUAGAUCUAUCAAAUAAUCAGUUUGCAGGAAAUAUAAGUGCAAUCUCAUCCCAUUCCUUGCAGUCUCUAUAUUUAUGCGGGAAUAAGUUACAAGGAAAUAUUCCAGAAUCACUAUUUAACCUUGUAAAUCUCACUUACUUAUGUUUGUCAUCAGGCAAUUGGAGUUAUUCCCUUCAUUUACCACUUUUUUCCAAGCUUCAAAACCUUGAAGUCCUUUCUCUUUCAGGUUUUAAUUCGUUGUUAUUAGAUUCUAGAACCAAUUCCAGUUAUAAUAGGUUCUCCAACUUAGAAGCAUUGCAGUUGGUUCAGAUCGAUUUAACUAAUUUUUCCAAAAUCUCAUGGAAAUUUCCAAAGUUGCAAAUUCUCGAACUCUCAGAAAAUAAACUUGAAGGAAAAAUUCCCAAAUGGAUACAUGAUUCACAUUCAUUAGAGUUUUUGGAACUUUCACAAAAUCAGUUGUCAUCAAUAGGCCAAUUCCCAUGGUACCAACUUGUAUACCUUGACCUUAGUUUCAACCUGCUAACUGAUGACAAUAUUUCCUUCCUUUGCAAUGCAACUUCUCUCCAGAUUAUCAACUUGUCGCACAAUAAGUUCAGAAGCACCAUUCCACAAUGUGUUGCCAAUUUAUCUUACCUUAUUGUUUUGGAUCUACAGACAAACAAAUUUCAUGGCACUUUGCCAAGUAACUUUUCCAGGAAUCUCAAAACAUUGAAUCUCAAUGGGAACCAAUUAGAAGGUCAUUUGCCUAGAUCUCUGUCCAACUGCAAAGAUUUGAUGGAUUUGAAUCUUGGCGACAAUCAGAUUGAGGAUACAUUUCCACAUUGGCUUCAAAGUUGGAAUUUGGAAAUAUUGGUUUUACGAUCCAACAAGUUUUAUGGGCCAAUAGUCAGCUUCAAAACCAAAGAUGUGUUUCCCAGUUUAAUUAUUUUUGAUAUCUCAUCCAAUAAAUUUAGUGACCAAUUACCAAAAAGCUACAUAAAAGGUUUCCAAGCCAUGAAGAGUGUUGUUGGAGCAGAAGUGCAAAGCAGCUUCUAUUACAUCCAAAGUGGUUAUGGCUUUAUACGAGGCUCCAUUGACCUAGAAUACGAUGAUUCUGUGACUGCAACAAUGAAAGGGCUUAGAACCAAUCUUGAGAAAAUUCCAAAUGUCUUUGUAAGUAUUGAUUUAUCAAAUAACAGAUUUGAAGGGGAGAUUCCAGAUGAUUUUGGAGAACUUCAUGCACUUAUAAGCCUUAACCUUUCCCAUAACAGCCUCACUGGUCCUGUUCCUCACUCUCUAGGAAAUUUGACAAACCUUGAAUCAUUGGACCUCUCCUCAAAUUUGCUUACAGGGAAAAUUCUUGCUGAGUUGACCAAUCUGAACUUUCUUGAGGUCUUGAAUCUUUCCAGCAACCAUCUUGAGGGAUCAAUACCUCGAGGAAAGCAGUUUGAUACAUUUUCAAACGAUUCCUAUGAGGAAAACAUGGGGCUGUGUGGAUUUCCGUUGUCAAUUGAAUGCAACAACAAUGUCCCUCAACAGCAAUAUCCAUCUUCUGAGGCUGAAGACAAGUUUGGGUUUGGUUGGAAACCAGUGGCAAUAGGAUAUGCAUGUGGAAUGGUAUUUGGAAUUGGCUUGGGAUGCUGUGUUUUCUCAAUUGGAAAGCCUCAAUGGCUUGUGAUCAUCUUUGGAGGCAAAAGAAUUAAAAGGAGGAGCCGUGGAAACCGGCGUGCAAGAACAACUUAGUGGCCACAACUUCUGCAUGAGAAAUCUGUUUCAGGUUUUUGUUGUAACAUAAAUGUGCAAUAAUUAAGUUUGUAUGUUAUGCUGCUGUGUCUUUUUAUAUUUCGUUUGAGGCUUUAAUUUGGUUGUUUCUGUUUAUGUAUUUUUAUAUUUGUAACUUUGUAAGUGUAUUGUUACAUAUAUAUGAUGCU